CUCUAAAUGGGGCGCCGAAGCUACCUGGGCACUUGUACAUCGGCUAGGUAGCACCAUCGUCUGCCUCGAACUGCACCCUGUCGGCUUUGGAGCUAAGGCAUCCCAACUCUAUUUCAUCGACGUCAACGUCGCGAUCAAUCCCCAGACACGACAAUCCCCAGUCGGCGGUACCCGUAACGAUGUCGGCCAAAUAUGCCUUCAGCAAGACCCUGAAGGAGGUCCGCUUCUUGUUCUGCCAGGGCGAAACUAGCGCUGCGACGAGGACAUUCCUCACGCGCGCCUACCCAACAAUGAAGAAGAACAACCCGCACACACCCAUCCUCAUUCGCGAAGCCGCCGGCACAAUCCCUAAAAUCUACGCCCGAUACGAAUUCGGAAAGGAGAAGAGCCAGUCAUUAGAAGGACUCGACGACAAGCAAAUUGAGGACACCGUCUCGACGCUCGUGAAGAGCGAUGUAUGAUAUCAAUGUCUAUACUGUACCUAUACAAUACCAAAUAGACGGUGCUUAGAGGCAAGGUGAUAACAAAAGAAAACUAUAUCAAAUCCAUCGGCCGUUUGAGAUCAUGCAUUGAGACUCGGAAUACCAUGCUAGCAAGUUCAUGAGUAUACGUGAAAACAAACGAUUACGUCAAGUUAUAUUUAUGAGUGGCUAAGUAGACAGACCAAAGGCCAUGGUUUUCUAUUAAUUACAAUCACAUAGCUUGCAUCACGUCACAGAUUAGAGUCAGGCAAGCUUAAUGGAGAGC
Messenger RNA from Xylaria bambusicola, 747 nucleotides. RefSeq names its product thioredoxin-like protein. The transcript is spliced from 4 exons. Bases 180 to 461 code for a protein of 93 amino acids. The record is from RefSeq and is a predicted model, not a curated record. Lineage: Eukaryota; Fungi; Ascomycota; Sordariomycetes; Xylariales; Xylariaceae.